Molecule: messenger RNA, 1715 nt
Organism: Nelumbo nucifera (sacred lotus)
Lineage: Eukaryota; Viridiplantae; Streptophyta; Magnoliopsida; Proteales; Nelumbonaceae
Product: Pentatricopeptide repeat (PPR) superfamily protein
Cellular component (GO): mitochondrion
Molecular function (GO): protein binding
Source: RefSeq, a predicted model, not a curated record
UGCACCCGGCGGCACAACCAUGCUCCUACUUGCUUUCAGAACUCUAAACCCUUCAAUACAAGACACAGGGUUUUGUUUUUGUGUCUCUAAAACCGAAAUGAAGGAUCACUGAUCAACUGAAGCUUGAAGACCCUCUCUUGCCCAUCUUCUCUUCCUGCUUCGUUUCUCUUUUCUUCGGUCAUGAAGUUCAUACAAGCCAUUUCUGGGCACCGCCGAGCGUUGGUACGAGUUCUGGGUCUCCGCCCCUUCGCUACUACGACUGAAGAAUAUGCCAAGAGAAAUUACGCCAACAAUGUUUCAGAGUAUAAUACCGUUGUGGGUUCUCUCACUGCUCAGCGAAGGCAUUACUUGCUCAGAGAUGUCUAUGACGACAUGAUGCUCGAUGGAAUCCAACCCACAAGAGAUACAUUCCAUUCUCUGAUUGUCGGGACAAUGAAGGGAGCUCGCUUGCAAGAUGCUUUCUUUUUCAGAGACGAGAUGAAGGCGAUGGGUCUGUUGCCCGAUGUUGCUUUGUACAAUUUCUUGAUUUCAACCUGUGGAAAAUGCAAGAAUUCUGACCCUGCAAUCCAUAUUUUGGAAGAGAUGAAGAAAAAUGAGGUGAAACCAAAUGGGCAAACAUACAUUUGUCUACUCAAUGCGUGUGCAGCAGCUGGCCGACUAGAUCAAGUGUAUGCAAUUGUCCGUGAUAUGACUGCAGCUGGUCUUGGUUUGAACAAGUUUUGCUAUGCCGGAUUAAUAGCUGCACAUAGGAACAAGACACCUAUAACAGAUGAUACACCUAAAAAGAUAAUUGAGCUUGUUGAGCAGUCGAAAGGCUGGUCAUCAGUUGAAGCUUCAAGUGAUAUUGCAGAAAAUGUGAUGAUGGGAGUUUCUGAAGAAGAGCUUUAUAACACCUCAACUGCUGAAUAUGUUCACAGGCGUGGAUUCCUUAAUAGGCAAUUGACGGUUUAUCAUGUUGCAUUUCAUGCUUGUGCAGAACUUAAGAGUACAGAGGCAUUGGAAACACUUUUAGAGAUGCUUAAGAAGGAUAAUAAAACUCCAGAUGUCUUCAUUGUGAUACAAACUAUGAGGUGCUAUCUUCAUUCUGGGGACAUUGACCGUGGGGUGAAGACUUUUGAUGAUUACCUAAGUUCAGGAAAGCCACCUGCAGUGGAAUUAUUUGCUACACUAGUGGAUGGAGCCAUGGUUGGAUAUACUCCAAGAGGGAUGCAACUUGCACAGGACACUCUGGAAAAAAUGAACUCCAGAGGCUUUUUCUUGAACACAAAGAUAGGAAAUGAACUACUCCUUGCAGCCUCAGGAGAAAAGACGGGUGGAUAUACUACAGCCAAUUACAUUUGGGACUUGAUGCAAACUCGAAAAAUCAAUGUCUCUCUUCCUGCUGUUGAAGCCUAUUACAAUGGUUUAAAGGAUCGUGAGAUACCUCCAGAUGAUCCAAGACUCUUAUUGGUCUCUCGGACGUAUGAAAACUUGCGUGCUAGAUUUGGACCUGCAAGGUUUUCUUAGUUGGAAGAUAAAUAUGAUGUUCCCGUUCACCCAUUAACUUGCUUGAUGCCUACAUAGUUCUUCAUUCUACAUUACUGCAGUAAUUUACCCUAGUUUUUCUUUUUAUUUUAUUCUCCCCCACUUGUGUUGUCACAUUAGAUAUGUUUCUUCAGUUGGGCUAAUGAAUACCAGAUUUAAUAAAAAAUAAUUCAGAGGCAGUUAUACGUAUA